GUACAAUACAUGCACAUGAACAUAGAUUAGUUCCUAAUUCAGUCGCAUUAGAACCACCGUACUGUCAAUGUGUGUCUUUAUUUAGUGAUUAAAACCUCAAUAUACAGUCCACUAUUUAAACUUAAUUAUGUGGUUUUUAUUUAAACGACCAGCACGCCACAUAAUAUGGUCCAUCUUCGCCUAAAUUAAUAAUUGAUAAAGACAUUAGUGUUGCGGUUCCAUGCGGUGUUCUGUGCGGCUCACAAUAUCAACCGCCAUAUUGCGUAGUGCGGGACUUAAAAUAAAUUGCGUCGUGUGUGUGCGCAAGUGCCACUUCAAUAAGUGACUAUAAACUUUACUGUGAAAAGCUGUGCUUUUUAAAAAACUGUGACCUGUGUUGCUGGUGUUAUUGGUGUCAUAGGACUCAGGCUGUGCUAUUGACAGCAAUUAUAAAAAGGACAUUGUUGCCGUGCUGUGCCAUUGACAGUUAUCAGCCACGCAUUGCGUGGUACGAGUAAUAGUGCUACCUAGUGUUAAUCACAACAUACUUACUGUGUUCGGGCUGUUGCUAUUGAGCAGUAUUUUAAUACGAACAUCAGGACUAAACAAACAUAAAUUCAGCCUGCUAUUGAGGCUGAUAAAUUAUACAUAAGUACUACAACAAAUAUUGUAGGUGCAUAUCAAUCUUCAUAAAUAUCGUCAUUCGAAUAGCAGAGAACAAGGUGAGCUGACUGAGUUCACGGUCAAGGACGGGAGCGGGAACAUACGUCAUCGACUGAUUCACACAACUCCACGAGGCAUCCGCCUUUGACAAAAGGAGCGGGCUAUAUCGUGCUGCAACGGGCAGGAGCGAGACAGCGAGACGUCGCUGUGCGAAGAACCCACCAAUUGCGGACGAGAGCGGCCUCGGUGAACGUUUCCGAUUGGUUCGUGAAUGAAGCAAGUUCGCGACAAUUCAUUCAAUUUCAUUCCUUGACGCGCGACGCGAGCGCCUUUGAACUGUGACUGCUGCGCAUUAACGCCAUUUUGUUUUCUCUGUUCUCUUUACUUAUUACGCAGUGUGCUCAGUCACGUUUUUUUUUAUUAAAAGUGAAAACUAUAGUCGAAUUGCACAAUAUAACUGUAUUAAUUAAUUUUAAAAGUACGAUUCACAAUGGAAGACGAUUUAAAACGCAUGGUUGCGACCAGAGGUCAAUUUAAAGACCCGAACGACGACGAAAAAAUUGACGAGUAUGAGGAUAAAUACUUGAUAACUUUGGCGGCACUAAAUCAAUGGCUCAAUGAACAUCAGUCAGCAGGUAACAUUGAAGGGCCUAGCCAACCCCCGAAGGUAUCCAGUAUGACUCAUCAGAGUCUUCCACGGAUCGAGAUUGGAAAGUUCAAUGGCCAGGUAGGCAAAUACCACGAUUUUGUAAACUUGUUCAAAAGUAUCAUUGACAAUGACACUAGGCUGUCGCAAUGCGAUAAAUUUUAUUAUUUAAAAACCUUAUUAGAAGGUGAGGCUGCGGAUGUGGUGCAGCAUUUAAGCUUAAAUGCCGAAAAUUAUAAUGUUGCUUUGCAAUUGUUAGCUGAGCGCUAUGAUAAUAAGUUUAGGAUAAUUAACCAUCAUAUAAACAGCAUACUUGAUCUACCUGUUAUAAAGAAAUGCUCUGCUGCUAGCUUAAGAGAGCUUGUAUCCAAAACUAAACAACACUUGUCAGCAUUAACUAACCUAGAAGUUCCCACACAGCACUGGGACUUAAUGAUUUUAUGUAUUUUACAGCGUAAGAUUGACAUGUACACCUUUAGAUGCUUUCAUCUAGAAUUAAAAGAUAACACUUUACCUAAACUAGAUUUAUUUCUGAAAUUUCUAGAUCAGCGAGCAUCUGCACUUGAAACUGUGGCAGAGGUGCAACAACCGUGUACUUCUGUGAACAAAUACCAUGGAGCGAGCUUAGUGGCGGCUGCUGAGGGCCAAAUAAGCAGAUCAUGUACCUAUUGCCAGUCCAAGUAUCAUAACAAGCUUCAUCAGUGCCAAAAAUUCAAGCUAGCCUUGCCAUCUGACCGCAUAAAAUUCGUUGAAUCUAACAAAUUAUGCAAGCUUUGCUUAAACUCACAUAAAGAAUAUUAAUGAGAGAACAGCUGCCAGUGGCUCCAGGUGGGCUAUAUUUGCAUAACACUAUGUUUGGCUAUAUUGUAGCAGGCAAGUUACCACAGCAUGGUAAGUAUAAACAAUGCCCGGUUAGUAACUUUUGUAGUAGCACAAGUAAUAUGAUGUUAGACUCAGAGUUUGAUCAAAAUGAGAUACAAAGGUUUAAUUCAAUUGACAAUUCACUAAAAAGGUUAUGGCAGUGUGAAGAGGUGCCUAAGGUCUAUACAGAGGCCUCCUCAGAGCAGGAACUUGCUGAAAUUCAGUUCUGUGAGUCAACAAAAUUAAUAGAUGGUAGGUUUGAGGUGUCUUUACCUUUAAAGCAGGACUUUAAGGAUAUAAGGCUAGGUGAUUCUUUAUCACGGGCUCUUCAAAGGUUUUACAACCUAGAAAAGAGGUUCAUUAGAGAUCCUUCGUUACAGGAACCCUAUAAAAAAUUUAUAGAUGAGUAUGUACAAUUAGGGCAUGGUAGAUACUAUGAUAUUAGCGAUUACAAUUUAGAGCAGGACCCGGUGUAUUUCUUACCACACCAUCCAGUAAUUAAUCAAAAUAGUAAAACAACAAAACUUCGGGUAGUGUUUGAUGGGUCAAUGUUAACUAAUGAAGGUGUUUCAUUAAAUGAUCACUUAUUAAAUGGACCUUGUGUUCAAAAGGACCUAUUUAGCAUUUUGAUCUUAUUUAGGUUAAAUGGUAAAUAUGUGUUCAUUUCUGACAUUAAAAAAAUGUUUAGAAAUAUUAUGUUGAACAAAAAACAAUGUUCACUACAAAACAUACUGUGGAGAGACACACCACAGGAAGAAAUAAGAUGUAUUCAAUUGCUAAGUGUAACAUAUGGUCUCCGAAGUUCAAACUUCUUAGCUACAAGGUGUUUAAAUGAGUUAGCUUACCGGUUCAAGGAUAAGUACCCUCUGGGGGCAGCUACUUUGUUAAACAAUGUCUAUGUUAAUGAUGUCAGCGUAGGGAGUAAUGAUCUUGAUGAACUCUGUGAGAUUAAAAAACAGUUGACUGAGCUACUGAAGUUAGGUAGUUUUGAGUUGCACAAAUGGAGUUCCAACCAUCCAAAAAUAUUACAGGAUAUUCCUAAGAGUGAUCAAAAUCUUGAGGAUAUUGAGUUUUGUCAGCAUGAAGAUGCCUUUGUUAAAACAUUAGGCAUAAAGUACAAUGUAAAAAAGGAUACCUUUAAUAUAGGGUGUUCACAAAAUGAGGUUCUUACAGAAUAUACCAAAAGACAGAUUUUAAGUUUUUUGAGUAGUGUAUUCGACCCGUUAGGUAUAAUAGGGCCUAUAAUUGUAUUGGCAAAAAUAUUCAUGCAACAGACAUGGAUGCUGAGGACUGCUUGGGAUCAGGCAGUGCCCUAUGAUUUAAAUAAAAAAUUUAAAGAAUUUGUUGAAAAUUUGUUAGGUAUGUCAGAUAUAGUGAUACCUAGAAACAUAAGAACAUACGAACUUCAGUUAAUAGAGCUAGUAGGGUUCUCUGAUGCUUCCAACAAGGCAUAUGGAAGCUGUUUAUAUGUUAGAACUAUUGAUUAUCAGGGAAAUGUUAGUAUGAACCUUCUAUGUUCUAAAUCCAGGAUUAAUCCUAUGACUAAAUUGACCACACCGAGAUUGGAGCUCAAUAGCGCAUUACUGCUGGCCAAGUUAGCCAAAAAGGUGUAUGACACUUUAAAAACAAAGUUUAGCUUAAAUGUGUAUCUAUAUGUUGAUUCAACAAUUGUUUUGGCAUGGUUAAAUACAGAACCAGUCAAAUUAAGUGUGUAUGUAGCCAAUAGGGUUAAGAUGAUUCGUGACUUAACUAAAGAGUUUUUAUGGCUGUAUGUAAAUACCACAAAAAACCCAGCAGACUGCCUAUCCAGAGGUGUUGAGCCACACUUGUUACAAAAUUAUGAUCUUUGGUGGUGUGGUCCAGAUUAUUUUAAAGAAAGUAGCUAUGUACAUAGUAGCAGGGGGCUUAAUUUCCCAGAGCAAAUUCCUGAAGUUAAGAUUUGCGGUAUUUCUAUUGAAAAGAAAAAAGAAAAGUUUGAGUUACUGUCAAAAUACUCAGAUAUAAAUAAAUUAAUAAGGGUAAUUGCUUGUAUAUACAGAGUUUACAACAUUUGUAAAAAGGAAGGCCACUUAGGAGGUAACAUAACUUGUGCUGAGUUAGACUUUGCAUUAAAAAUGAUAAUUAGGUGCGAUCAAAAACAUUAUUUUGAAAGUGAGAUGAAUGCAUUGACCUCAAAUAAACCAAUAAAAGGUAACCUUAGUUCAUUGAACCCGUUCAUUGAUGACAUGGGGCUACUGCGAGUAGGUGGUAGGUUGCAGCAUGCUCAGAUUCCUUAUUUUCAAAAACAUCCGAUUAUUUUGGCCAAGGGUUCAAAUAUUACGCAUCUAAUAAUAGCUAAUGAGCAUAAGCUACUCAUGCAUGCAGGUCAAAGAAUGAUUUUAUCAACUUUAAGCCAAAGGUAUUACAUUGUUAAUGGAUUAAGAGAAAUAAAAUGUGUUAUACAUAAAUGUAUUGUUUGUUUUAGGCUUAAGGCUAAAACAACGGAACAGCUGAUGGGUUCAUUGCCAUUUGAUAGGGUAAACCCUUGCCGUGCUUUUGAGAAAGUAGGUAUUGAUUAUGGGGGUCCCUUCUCAGUUAAGGCACACCGUAUCAGGAAACCAUUAAUUUAUAAGGCAUAUAUUCUCAUCUUUGUAUGCUUCGUCACAAAGGCGAUACACAUUGAGUUGGCUUCUAACAUGACCACAGAAUGCUUCCUGCAAUGUUUAAAAAGAUUUAUAAGCCGUCGUAACAGGCCAUCAAUAAUUUAUUGUGAUAAUGCAGCUACAUUCAAAGGGGCUAGCAACCAACUCAAUGAUUUAUAUUCAAAUCACUCUAAAAAGGAGCACCAAGAUACAGUGCAUAGAUUUGCAAGUGACUUAGGUAUUGAAUUUAAUUUUAUACCGGCAUAUUCACCAGUGUUCGGAGGUUUAUGGGAGGCUGGCAUAAAAAGUGCUAAAUUUCAUAUGAAAAGGGUUAUAGGCAACCAAGUACUCACUUAUGAGGAGUUAAACUCUGUAAUAAUACAAAUAGAGGGUGUAUUAAACUCAAGACCACUCAUCGCCUUACCAGCUACUGACACCACUGAUAUGGCCUAUUUAACUCCUAGUCAUUUUUUAACAGGAGCUGCUAUGACUUCUAUACCUGAACCUGAUGUGAAAGAUAUACCCAUUAAUAGAUUAUCUUUCUGGAAACAAUGUACAAAAAUGAUACAAUGUUUUUGGAAGGCAUGGCACAAGCAGUAUCUUGUGCAACUACAGAACAGGCCCAAGUGGCGUUCUGAUAGGCCUAACUUAGAAGUAGGUACUUUAGUAAUAGUAAGGGAAGAUAACUUACCUCCAUUACAGUGGAAAAUGGCUCGCAUUGUAGAAGUGUAUCCUGGUACAGAUGGCAAGGUUAGGGCACUCACUGUUAUUAACAGCAAAGGCACUAAAAUGCGAACGAGUGUGCAUAAGGUUUGUGUGUUGCCUAUAGAAUAAGUUAUCUGAUACCUUUUACUUGAUUCUGUCACUCAGCUCGAUCUAGAGGUAAUUUAAAUUCUAUUUGCUAGUUACUUUUUAGAGAAUAAAUAGUUUAGAAUAAUUAUAACAGUAUAAUACCUUCAAAUAAUGUUGUGUUUACAAAAUUACAGAGGUAAUUUAUACUCUUAUUUGUCGUACUCUUAUCAUACAUGGUAUAGAAUAAGCUAAUUGUUAGUAGGUAUAAUUAAGCAUAUUUAAUCGUUAGUUAAGUUGUACUAAGUACUUACCUAAACUUAUGCUGUGUUAACAGUUGAUUAAAUUUAAUAAUAAUUAAUUAUUUAAGCAGGUUCUUAUGUAGCCAUCUAUAGAAAUGUAUAACCUAAGAUAAUUAAAAUAAAUAGGAUUAAUGAACUGUACUCAACAUAAGUAUUCUAUAGAUAUAAAGAAAAUGUAAGAAACUAUUGUUUACUGAUGAUAUUGUUACAAUUUCAUGUCAGCUAUCUACCUAUAUUGUUACAUAAAUGUAAUUUCAGUUUGGGAGCUUAAUUUUUUUGAUUUGUCAAACAAUUAUUGUUAUUUUUGCCUUGGGCCCCAAUUAUGUACAAUACAUGCACAUGAACAUAGAUUAGUUCCUAAUUCAGUCGCAUUAGAACCACCGUACUGUCAAUGUGUGUCUUUAUUUAGUGAUUAAAACCUCAAUAUACAGUCCACUAUUUAAACUUAA
Molecule: messenger RNA, 6310 nt
Organism: Plutella xylostella (diamondback moth)
Lineage: Eukaryota; Metazoa; Arthropoda; Insecta; Lepidoptera; Plutellidae
Source: RefSeq, a predicted model, not a curated record